AUGCUCUUCAGGAGCAUCGUGGCUGCUGCCCUCCUGGCACCCAUAGCGGCGGUCUCGGGGAUCGUCCAGCGCAACUGGAACGUCAGCACCACGAUGGAGACCAUGACUAGGACCAUGCCCGACGACUCUGACGAGAUCUUCCACGGCUACAAUCUGACUGUGCUCCUCAAUGAGCUUCCCCCCAACAGGUCAUAUGUCCUCACGCCUUGCGGUGUCAGGGAGGCCAAUCCCAACGGCAGUGCUGGCAUCAAUCGCCCCAGCAGGGUAGACGGUGAGAGCACAUGUGCCAGCAGCAACCUCACCAACGUCAACACCACCAGCAUCCCCCCCGACAACAACACAUUUGCCGAGGACGACCGGAUUACUGUCACCAGAGUCGAACCUCGCAGCCUCGGAAGGCUCCGGAAGAGGGGCUCGGGCGAUGUGAUUUACGGCUUCGCCAGACAGUGGCGGAGAAAGCCGUGGAACCCUCAGUACGCGGGUCCCCGAGAGUGGUGGGAUCUGAGCUGGCAGACGUGCCGGAACGGAAGACGUCUGGACGCCCUGGAAGGCUGCAUGUCUUUUCGCGCCCUAGAGUGGCUUGCUCACAUCAUGAUCGCUCCGGCAGAGCUCAUCACUGCGGACAGCGUCACUGAUCAGUUCAGGGUCAAAGGCUCUGGCGGUGGCCACGCACCGGCAAUCCUUCGGGGAGUUCUCGCUUGGACUGAGAUCCUCCAGGUUCUGAUCGGCCAGAUCCACGACGCAACCAUUGUCACCGAGCAUGACCAGAUGCGCAUCAUGAAAUGCUAUCUCGAUUACUCGUACCAAGCCUCGGCCUUUCUUCAGGCUCUAUCCACAAGGGCUGACGAGUUUGCGGCUGACGAUCCCGCCCGGUGCAUCGUCUUUGACAAGAUCGAGAUCCUGUACAUAGUCUACAAGCAAGUGGGCGACCUCCUGUACAGCAACGACCCAUCGAUUCGACCUGUCCUGACCAAGCAAUUCCCCGCCGUCAUCCCUGACGAGUGGCACACCAAGCACGGCGCGCCUCAGCCCAGCCAUCUCUUCGCCGACUACGUGCGAACGCACGACUGGGCGCGCAUGGGCGGCUACGAGUCUGACUUUGCCGAGUCACAGACGGCUUGGAAGUGCAUCGAGACUCGUCAGCAGUGGCCUCAGGAGCCCAGGAAGCUCGAGAGAGACUACAACAGGCAAAAGGCUGACUGGCUGAAGUUGGAGAAGGACAUCAUCUUCGAUCUGAGAACCAGGACCAGAGAGGAGGCACAACGCAGGAGGGACAGGGGGGAAGAUCACGGAAAAGGGUGGAAGACAAAGAAGCAGAGAAAGAAGGAUGAGAAGAAGGCGAAGAAGGCCCGCAAGAACGUCAAGAAGCUCAAGGAGGACGGGUUUGGUGACCUCGAUAUCUCUUGGGGUCAGGAGAUCUGGCCUGGAUUCGCCGCAGAGGACGGCCUUGCCUAUAUCGACGAGUAUUGA
This is a messenger RNA of Geosmithia morbida, 1470 nucleotides long. RefSeq lists its product as uncharacterized. The coding region runs from base 1 to 1470 and encodes 489 amino acids. The record is from RefSeq and is a predicted model, not a curated record. The transcript has 3 exons. Lineage: Eukaryota; Fungi; Ascomycota; Sordariomycetes; Hypocreales; Bionectriaceae.